CUGCUCAGUUGCAUGCAGUUGAAGCUGAGCUUUAAAACUGAUCACAAUGAAACUGUUUGGAUUAAUUGCACUUGCUGUUUGUGGCGCUCUCUGUGUUGCUGCUGAGCCGCAACAAACCUAUGACGGACGAAAUGGUCCCCAUGUUUUUGGAUCUCCUGGCAAUCAGGUUUAUAUUAGAGGCCAAAAUGAAGGCACCUACAGCGUACCUGGGGUAGGUGGUCAGUUCCAAAACUCCCCUCAACAGGGUGCGCAUGUGUACACCGAUGAACUGGGAAACACUUUUGUAAACCGCAAGAACGCUGGUGGUCCAGCUUCCCACACGGUCAGUGGUCCUAGCUUUUCAGCCCAGAACUUGGGUCCCAGCCAGGGUCAACAAGGAGCUAAGCCCGUCCCACCACGUUCCCGUCGCAGCCCGCAAUUUCACGUAGAGCGCCCGGAUCGCACUGUUGAUUAUGGAGCUGGUGGAUUCAACAUUCAGCGGAGUCGACGUAGUCCCCAGCUCCAUGUGGCACGCCCAGAUCGCACUGUUACCAUUGGUAAUGGUGGUGUCUACGUGCAACGCUACCGACGCAGUCCGCAGUUCCAUGUUGAGCGCCCAGAUCGUACUGUCGAUUUUGGCAAUGGUGGCUUCACCGUUCAGCGUUUCCGUCGUGGCAUCAACGAUGCCCGCGUUCAGGGAGAGAACUUUGUGGCCCGCGACGACCAGGCUGGUAUCUGGGACAACAAUGUUUCUGUCUGGAAACGUCCCGAUGGUCGUACAGUCACAAUCGACAGGAAUGGAAAUGCCAUUGUAUCCGGUCGUGGACGUCCUGCCCAGCACUACUCCUGAAAUGGUUCCAAAUAAAUAAAACCUUAGACUUACAAUAUAAAUAAUUUUGUUUGUACUUAGAUCACAUGAUAUUUGAAUACAAAAAGAUGCCAAAAACUA
Messenger RNA from Drosophila eugracilis, 928 nucleotides. Its product is annotated as immune-induced peptides. The transcript is spliced from 4 exons. The record is from RefSeq and is a predicted model, not a curated record. Bases 47 to 829 code for a protein of 260 amino acids. Lineage: Eukaryota; Metazoa; Arthropoda; Insecta; Diptera; Drosophilidae.